Molecule: messenger RNA, 637 nt
Organism: Eutrema salsugineum
Lineage: Eukaryota; Viridiplantae; Streptophyta; Magnoliopsida; Brassicales; Brassicaceae
Product: non-specific lipid-transfer protein 2
Exons: 2
Coding region: 66-422 (118 amino acids)
Biological process (GO): lipid transport
Cellular component (GO): membrane
Molecular function (GO): lipid binding
Source: RefSeq, a predicted model, not a curated record
CAUCAUUACACACACAUCUCAUUUUGCAAACCAUCGAAAACAAACCCCUAGAACUAAGAGAGAAAAUGGCUGGUCUAAUGAAGUUGGCAUGCUUGGUCUUGGCUUGCAUGAUUGUGGCCGGUCCAAUCACAGCCAAAGCGGCUCUUAGCUGUGGAACCGUUAGUAGUAGCUUGGCACCGUGCAUUGGCUACUUGACCCAAGGUACGCCCCUUCCCUUAGCGUGCUGCGCCGGCGUUAAAAGACUAAACAGCAUGGCCCGUACAACCCCGGACCGUCAGCAAGCUUGCCGUUGCCUUGUUGGAGCCGCCAACGCCUUAGGUUCCGGUCUCAACACUGGCCGUGCAUCUGGACUUCCUAAGGCAUGUGGUGUCAAUAUUCCAUACGCAAUCAGCAAAAACACUAACUGCGCCAUCGUGCGUUAAAUGAGCGGCGGUCGGAUGAAGCUCUAGCGGAUGUUUCAAAUAUUAUAUGAGACUAUGAGAGAAUACUAAAUAAGAUGUAAUGUCUGUUUUUUUUUUGAGUUUUUAGUUUCCUGUCUUUUUUUCUUUUUUCUUUUAUGGUGGCGUUCCUAUUACUUGGUCGUCUGUACUAUGUUCGCAAUCAACGUUAUAUGAGUUUCAAAGUUCACAUUAUUUUA